This is a messenger RNA of Nymphaea colorata (pocket water lily), 276 nucleotides long. RefSeq lists its product as uncharacterized. Bases 1 to 276 code for a protein of 91 amino acids. The record is from RefSeq and is a predicted model, not a curated record. The transcript is spliced from 2 exons. Gene Ontology annotation, molecular function: calcium ion binding. Lineage: Eukaryota; Viridiplantae; Streptophyta; Magnoliopsida; Nymphaeales; Nymphaeaceae.
AUGACUGAGAAGGCCAGGCGCGAGGAAUACCUCAAGACCAAGAUCAGCGAGGGCUUCUCGCUCUUCUACGACAAGAAGAAGAACUUCAUCGAAAAGAAGGAAGUCCCCUACGUCAUGCGCUACCUCGGACAGUUCCCCUCCGAGGCCCAGGAGCAGGAGUUCGAGCCGGACGAGCCUGAGACGGUGCUGGCUGCCUUCCGGCUGCUGGACCCCGAGAACAAGGGCUACAUCGAGAUCGAGGAGAUGAAGAGGCACCUGGAGACUUCGGGCAUCUAG